Molecule: messenger RNA, 1143 nt
Organism: Salpingoeca rosetta
Lineage: Eukaryota; Choanoflagellata; Craspedida; Salpingoecidae
Product: HIRA-interacting protein 5
Exons: 8
Coding region: 68-877 (269 amino acids)
Biological process (GO): iron-sulfur cluster assembly
Cellular component (GO): mitochondrion
Molecular function (GO): iron ion binding; iron-sulfur cluster binding
Source: RefSeq, a predicted model, not a curated record
CGACACCAUAAAUUGCAGUAACGGCAUCUCCUUCAACAACGCAACUUCUGCAUCUUGCACGGCGGAUAUGCUUCGACUUGCGAUGACAGCGGCAUGCGCGCACGGCGCACGCGUCGCAUCCAGAGCGAGGGCGCCCAUGAUGCAGCAUUUGCUGCGCAUCCAGCAGCAGCAACAGCUGCAGCGGGCGCUGGCUCCAGCCAUGCAGCAGCUGGCUUCCCCGUUGCUGGCUGCUUCACAGCGACGCCACAUGUUCAUCCAAACCCGCGACACACCAAACCCAAACAGCCUCAUGUUCUACCCCGGCACAGAGGUGACGGGCACGGGCACAGCAGACUUUGCUCGCGGCGGUGACACGUCCAAGUCGCCCCUCGCUCGGGUGCUGUUGCGGAUUGAUGGUGUGCAGGGCGUGUUCCUCGGGCCAGACUUUAUCACCAUCUCCAAGGAGGAGGACGUGGACUGGGGCGUGAUGAAGCCGCACAUCUUUGGCAGCAUCAUGGAUUUCUUCGCCAGCAACCAGCCCGUCCUGCUCGAGGGCGAGGAGGCAAACGCAGCAUCGACUGCAAGUGAGGAGGAUGACGAGGUUGUGUCGAUGAUCAAGGAGCUGCUUGACACGCGGAUUCGCCCAGCAGUGCAGGACGACGGUGGUGACAUCAUCUUCAUGGAGUUCACCAACGGCAUUGUCAAGCUCAAACUCUCGGGUGCGUGUGAGGGCUGCCCAAGCUCCAUGUACACGCUCAAGCAGGGCGUCGAGAACAUGCUCAUGCACUACAUCCCCGAGGUCGAAGGCGUUGAACAGGUUGAGGACACGGAGCUUGAUGCUGUGAGCAACGACGCCUUUCAGCGCCUGGAGGAAACACUCAAGGACAAGGACAACUGAGAUGGAACACACGCCUCGACGCAUGCCAGCCAGCUCCGUCGUGCACGCCACAUCCACAACAACAACAACAACAACAACAACAACAACAACAACAACAACAACAACAACAACAACAGCCACAACAAGCAAUCAUCACAACAACAACAACAAGCAACUAUCACAACAACAACAACCACCACCACCACCACCAACCGUGCUCUCAGUUUCUCUGCUUAACUCUCCACCGUGCUUGUGUGCUGUUGGUGUAAUUAAACAAGACAAGACAA